Molecule: messenger RNA, 1049 nt
Organism: Zingiber officinale
Lineage: Eukaryota; Viridiplantae; Streptophyta; Magnoliopsida; Zingiberales; Zingiberaceae
Product: BTB/POZ domain-containing protein At1g30440-like
Exons: 3
Coding region: 697-930 (77 amino acids)
Molecular function (GO): protein binding
Source: RefSeq, a predicted model, not a curated record
UUACUUCGUUUAUUGAUGUCAACUGGAAAUCUACUUCUAUAAUAAUUGAAGUCAUUAGACCUACUUCUUUUCUAGGCUGCAGGAAUUAAGUAGUUCAGAUCUGCCAUUUUAUUUUAUUUUUGGUAGUUUGGGUAAUGUCUUAUGAGAUUUACAUCUCCACGCUACUUUCUGGUUCUAUUUUAAAGUACUUAUAUGAUUUAUGAUAUUGAUGACAUAUAUAAUUUUGGCAUUCAAAAAGUGUCCUGCCUUUGAAAAGGUUUUACUCUGAUCUAUUACACCUCCAUGAAGUUUUUUAGCAAAAAUCUCUAUGAAGUAUCAGUUUUGUGCUUCUUAUCUAGAAGAAUGUCAUUGCUGGUUUUCUGCAAAUUCAUUUUACUGGAUGUGGUACCUAGUUCAGAAUUUUCCUAUUGAAUUUCCUGCUUCUCAUAGUUUUACUUUUCCAAUCAUUGGAUGGGCAACAAAGUUCUCUCAUAUGAUUAUAUUGACUACAAUUGCAUGAGCAAGAUAUGUGUUAAUUAGUAUCGACUGCUACGUUUGAGAGAAUGAAACAGCUAGCAUGCAUGAUGUUACUGACUUGAAGAUGCCCCCACGGGUUCAGUAGAUGAAAUGCUUGUCCUUAUAACUUCAUGACACAUUAUGGAUUUGCAAGAUAGUUUUCUGAUAUUUAUGUUGGCUACAUUUGAAACAUAACCAAUUAUGUUGGUCUCAUCAUUGCUGAGACCUUGCAGAAGGUUUUGCACAACAGGACUUCCUAGUGAUGUUAUUGUCGAAGUUGAAGAAAUGACCUUCCAUCUCCACAAGUUUCCUUUGUUAUCAAAAAGUAGCCUUUUGGAAAGGUUAAUUAAGAACUCUGAUGAAGAGGAUAUUGUGACAAGACAGGCUGAUGUUCCUGGUGGUGCACAAGCAUUUGAACUUGUGGCUAAGUUCUGAACUUGUGGCUAAGUUAAACAUUAAAUUCUUACUUAUGGUUAUUGAAGUUGGUGUUGAGUACGUUGACUUCAUGUGGAUCCUACUCUGUGUUGUGUGCUAUGAAGAAUAGUGUACUGUAA